Messenger RNA from Tribolium castaneum (red flour beetle), 1639 nucleotides. RefSeq lists its product as uncharacterized. Bases 92 to 1351 code for a protein of 419 amino acids. The transcript has a single exon. NCBI's taxonomy places the organism in Eukaryota, Metazoa, Arthropoda, Insecta, Coleoptera, Tenebrionidae. The record is from RefSeq and is a predicted model, not a curated record.
GUAUAAUGUGUUGCCUGCCCACCCGGCGCAUCACCACCUGUCACCUCAACAUAACCUAGAUAAACAAACCGUCAAAAAAAAACGACCGACGAUGCUUUUCAAAGUGCUCGAAACGUUCAUAAUGUACGUAUUAGUGUGCGCUUUGGCCUUUGACGACAUUUUCGUCGAUGGAAACGACUCGCAAGAGAUGAUAGAGCAGGGCCGGACCCAGUACCAGCUUCUCAGGGAAAAAGGCAACCUACCUCGGUACGGCACCUGCUGGAAAGGCGCCCUCGAGCACGUGGAAGACGGCUGCAAGAACCUCUCCGAAGACACCCAGAGUGACAUGGCCUUACACAUAACUAACUGUUUUCUUGAAAUGUCGGGCCAUGAAACGUACAAUUGCGAAUUGGACAAAAAGCCAAACUUGCGAAGCAUUUGCAUUAGUAGUAUGUCUGAUCGGGCGUUUCACGUCUAUACGGAGUUCUACACACACGUGCAGAAUAUCUGCUGGUUUUUGCGUGGCCAGAUUUGGUACGAAACCAUCAGUGAGAAUAGUUUUAAAGUGGGGAAGCGGUUAGAAGAGUCGGCUAAAAAUCAAGAAGAGUUGCUGGAAGCACAGAAGGAGAGUCUAGAGAUACAGAAGAAGGUGCUAAAGCAGGAGAAAUUGCUAGAGGAGGUGUUGGGCGAUUUGUACGUUUCCACAAAAGCGCAUCAGGAAAUUUUGGGUGUUUUGGCGCGAAGUGUCGCCAAGUUUCAGACGUGGGUCAUUGGGGAGGUGUCCUGGUUUGACUCGAUUGUGUUUUAUGUGAUUUCGGGAUUAUUCGUUUUUAUGUUUACGGCGAUUAAGCGCACGGCAAGUGCCCGAUUGCCACUUUUGAUGAUUUUAUUCGCCAAUUUGGUCAUUGAACGUUUUAUUUGCUAUUUUCUAGUCACCGAUGACGCCUUAGUUGAUUCGAGAAUUUUAUACGACGCGAUUUAUUCCUACAUUUGGUAUUGUCGCUACUUUUUUAUUUUUUUGUCAGUUCUUUAUUUCUUUUAUCACUUUUAUAAUUACAAAGACUUGAUGCUUGAAAACAAUAAGUUCCUCCAAACUAUCAGUAAACAGAAUACGAAAAUUUUAGAACUGUUGCAAGGUUUUAAUAAUAAUUUUCGGGAGCGGACGCCGAAGAGUGAUAUUAAUUUUAUUAACGAAAGUCUGCAUUGUAACGGGUUUUUAAAAAAAAGUAACGUUGAUUUUGAUGAGAGUGGCAGCUCCACCUAUUCUGAAAAAAUAAGGGGCAGGCGAACGUAUCUAAAAAAUUUAACCGUGACUGAAACUCAUAGUCGGUAUAACUUACGCAGUAAGCAAAACACGCCUGAUUUAAAUUAGUAAAGUGCCUGAUUGUAAAUAUUUGUAAUUAAUUGUUGACGCUUAGUGUAAAUACCAAAGUUUAUUUUAACCCAACCUGUGCUCAAAAAUGAUUCUCUCUUGAAAUCGUCUGUAAAGAAGUGUCGUUUGUAAUAUUGGUUGCAUGGACUUCAGAUUUUCGUAAUACAGUAGAACGUCGAUCAUCCGAGUUUUUUGUGCAACUAAUAUGGAGGAUUUCCAAAAGAAAUAUUAUUUAAGUUACUUAAUUGUAUUUAUUAAUGAAUAAAAAAUUACAACAAUGUUUUAUCG